Linum tenue is the source of this 1636-nucleotide messenger RNA. The record is from the annotation of a GenBank genome assembly. Lineage: Eukaryota; Viridiplantae; Streptophyta; Magnoliopsida; Malpighiales; Linaceae.
UAGCAACUUCCUUUGUCGCGUAAGCUUUCUCGAAACAAACAAUGGCAUCACAACUUCUCUACCUUAUCCUAGCUCUUCCCAUCAUAAUUGUUCUCCUCGUGUUGCUUCACCGAAAGCACAGGCAAACCCGAGGCUCUCAUCUCCCACCUGGCCCUCCAGGUCUCCCGUUGAUAGGCAACUUGUUCGAUAUCGAUUCCUCUGCUCUUCAUCGCUCGCUAUGGCAGCUCUCUCGGGUAUAUGGAAGUUUAAUGUCGUUGAAACUAGGAUGCACUCGAGUUCUGGUGGUUUCCUCGGCCAGAAUGGCUGAGGAAGUCAUGAAAACUCAGGACCUUGUAUUUUGCAGCAGACCAUCUCUCACCGGUCCAAAUCACUUGCCCUACGACCAUCAGGAUGUAUCAUUUGCCUCCUAUGAUGCUUACUGGAGGAAGAUCAGAAAAAUAUGUGUCGUCCACCUCUUCAAUUCGAACAGGGUUCAAAGCUUCCCUCCAAUUAGAGAAGGAGAGGUUUCUCGGAUGAUUGAGAGGAUAUCCACAUCUUCGCUGGUUCCAACCCUUUCGACUUGUCCGAAUCCAUGUUGUUCGUGACGAGUACAAUUAUUUAUCAAACCGCUUUCGGCACGAGUUUGGAGGGAAAUCAUGGAGCUGGUCUAAGGAGCAAACUCGAGAUGAUGCUUAGAGAAUCUGAGCCCAUGUUUACUGCCUUCUUUUUCUCUGACCAUUUUCCAUUCUUGGGAUUUCUCGAUAGAUUUCUAGGUAUGAUGAGUCGGCUCGAGAAGAAUUGUAAGGAGCUGGAUACUUUCUACCAAGAUAUCAUCGAUCAACAUCUUGACGCAAAACGAGCAGAAUCGGAGCAUAAGGACGUUCUAGAUGUUCUUCUUGGGGUUAAGGAAGAACCCUACAAAGUCCAACUCACAUUUGACCACAUCAAAGCAAUUCUCAUGGACAUAUUUAUAGCGGGAACAGACACAAGUGCAGCUACAGUAUGGGCAAUGACGUACCUAAUGAAGAACCCAACAGCAUCGAGGAAAUCUCAAGAAGAAGUACGAGAAGCUAUAGAGAAGACAGGCUUUGUAAAAGAAGAAGAUAUUGAACAACUACCCUACCUUAAAGCUGUCGUCAAAGAAACCAUGAGACUGCAACCUGCAGCUCCACUGUUGCUUCCAAGGGAAUCCAGUCAAGACUGCAACUUAGAAGGGUUCAAAAUACCGGCGAAAACUACGGUUUAUAUCAAUGCCUGGGUAAUCGGAAGAGAUCCUGAAGCCUGGGGAGAGAACCUAGAGGAGUUCAAGCCGGAGCGAUUCAUGCAUACAUCCAUCGAUCUGAAAGGCAGGCAUUUUGCGCUGAUACCAUUCGGAGCUUGGAGAAGGAUGUGUCCAGGAAUUAAUAUGUGGCUCGUGACUGUGGAGCUCUGUUUGGCCAACCUGCUUUAUGCUUUCAACUGGGAAACGCCGGUUGGAACGAAGAGUGAAGAUUUGGACAUGGAGGUUUUACCUGGUGUUACCAUGCAUAAGAAGAAUGCUCUGUGUCUUAUGGCUAGAAUGUAUGCGAGUAAUGGAAUUGCCAAGUGUUGUAUAAUUCCCUUCAUUAUGAAACCAUUACGAAUAAUUCGGUAUUUCUGCACCAAUAUAUCAAUGUAA